Molecule: messenger RNA, 5750 nt
Organism: Cladophialophora immunda
Lineage: Eukaryota; Fungi; Ascomycota; Eurotiomycetes; Chaetothyriales; Herpotrichiellaceae
Exons: 4
Coding region: 526-4953 (1475 amino acids)
Cellular component (GO): eukaryotic translation initiation factor 4F complex
Molecular function (GO): translation initiation factor activity; mRNA binding; protein binding
Source: RefSeq, a predicted model, not a curated record
CGUAGAAAGGAGAGAGCCUUGAACCGCCUCUUUCCCAACUGCGGUUUUCUCUUGCUCAAACUUUCAUACCACCCCCUUCAACAAAUUCCAGUUGCGCCUCACCCUUGCGUGAGGCUUCUCUGGUAUCGUCAACGACAUCCCUUGUCGUGUCUUCUUGUCCCUCUUGAGCAGGGUACACUUUUGCCGUCCGUCGCCGCGGUUUUCCUCGUCCUGAACAGGCCCGGAAAUCUGCCUGCGUGGUGAAUCUCCUCUCACAAGAAAAAAAAAGAGAAUCACAAACACUUCUCCCUCUUCGCCAUCCUCCACACAAGCACGAGAGCGGCUUCCGUUCACUCGAGACAGUCGCCGCAAAGUGGUUCAUUCACCCUCAAUUCUUCCUUCGCUACCCUACAAUCACCUGCGGGCUCGGGAACUUUUUUUUUUUCCAACCUUCACUCAGAGCUACGUUUGUCAUCCGCUGGGUUUCAGCCUUCCAGUCAACCUCACAUAUCCGAAUCGCUGCCUGAAGUCUUUUCAUCACCUCUGAUGACAUCGAAUCCUCAGCAGUCCUCCUCUACUCGAUCAAAACCUUCUUUCGCUGCUGCAGUAGGCCCACAACAACCCACAGCCUCCCAUUUUGCGACUGGGUCGAAUUUGGCUAAUCAAGGCCGAACCUCGUUUCCCUCCGCCUCCAAACCUCCUUCUACACCAAAUGCAUCGGAGCCCACCAACAUGUCUGCAGCAGUUGGAGGCGCUCCGCCCGCCCAUGGGCAUAGCGAUUCUGUAAACGGAAGAAAUCCCACCAUUCCCGCCAUCCCUUCUGUCAACGGAAGCGUCUCACUUCCUGACCAUACGCGCAAACCGUCAAUGACAGUUACACCAGCAGGCGCCACCGGCUUUGCGGCAAACGGCGGUGGUCCUGGUGGCACUCAGAACAAGACGGGAAAUAUUCAGUUUGGCUCGUUGGGAGUGGCCAACCCUGCUGGUUCCCCGGCGAUGGGCACACCCCCUUCGUUGGCGCAUCAAAACUCUGCAAAUCUCAGUGUCAGCCAACUGAAUCCUCGCGCAACGUCUCCUUCAAAUUCUCCAUCACCAAUUCCUCAACCUGCUUCCGUCAGUGGUGGUCGCCCUCCUACCGGUUUUCAGGGUCAAGGAAAUGGAUAUACAUUUGGAACUCUCUCGGGUGAUCAGAAUGACCCAAGUGGUAUGACUAGGCCGAUAUCUCAGCUACAAUUUGGACCUCAACAAGAGCAUAUGAGACGAGGCUCUUCGCAAUCGAUCCACAGCGACGUUGGUGGCCCGGGUAUCCCAGCUGGCCCAACCCGUGGAGGCUUUCCAGGCGGUCCAGGCCGUGGAAGAGGAUUCAAUCCUGGGUACCAGCAACAACCCAUGCAUUUCUCUCCCCAACAACAAUUCCGACCUACCUCGAACGGACGCUCGUUCCAAACUGGAUAUCAAGGCCGAGGUCAACCACUACCUUAUCAAGGAUCUCCCGCGAUGGGCACCCGCAGCCCUGCUCUUGUUAACGCCCAACCAGGAACGCCGAAUAUGGGAGGUCAAAUACAUAUGGUGCAGCCCGGGAUGCAGCCUCAACCCAAUGGAUAUUAUAUGGGACCCCAACAUGCGUUCCCCAUGACACAGGCUGAUCCUAGUAUUCAGCAAAUGUAUUUGCAACAAAUGUAUGCCCCGGGUGCCAUGCAGGCUCAAUACAACCCCCAAUACGGCAUGCAGCCUCAAUCUCCUCGCCCGCACUUCAACCAAGGCAUGUAUGCACCUAGCAUGCAGCCUUCGUACAGCAAUCAGGGCGGCCCGCCGCCUUCGAUGUCGAGGCAGUCGUCCCAAAUAUCUGCUCCCGAUCGACCCGGUUCCAGCAUUGGCCAACAGCCGCCGACUCCAGGCCCUACUGGCCCCCCACAUCCAGCCAAUCGAGCCCCGAGUGUGUCUUCGCAGAAAUCAAACUACACCAUCCCCCCGAAGAAGAGUGCCGCCAUCACAAUCAAGAAUACUGCAGGCGAGGUCGUCUCCUUCAACAAGUCCCCUGCGUCGCCUGCGAACCCGACUCCUGUCUCAGCUACAGUGCCCCCACAAUCUGCGCCCACGCCUCCUAGUCGGACUGCCAGCGCCGCCGACAAUGCUCACAGCCGAACAGAAAGCGUCAGCACAAAAACUGCGGAGGAGGUGAAGAAGCAAAUGCAGGAAGCUGUUGCCAAGAAGAUCGCCGAAGAUGAAGCCAGGCUGAAACUGGAGAAGGAAAUGGCCGAAAAGGCGGAGAUGGAGAAAGAAGCCGCAGCGCUGGCCGAGCGGGAGGCCGCCGAGGCUCAAGCCAAGGCGGAGGCCAUGGAGAAGGAGGCCAAAGAGGCUGCAGAGAAAGCUGAAGCUGCUAAGCAGGCUGCAGAGACAGAGGCUGCAGAGGCUCCGGCAGCGUCUGUCAAUCCGCAGCAGGACGAGCUUGACUUGGAUGCUCUUGCUGCUGAAAUGGAGGCCGAAGAGGCUGCCAGGGAAGCAGAAGAACUGAGACGUGAAGAAGAAUACAACAAGAGAAAGGCUGCUCAGCGCGAAGCCCAGCGGAAGAAGGAGGAAGAAGAGGCCGCGGCUUAUGAGACCAACAUGAAGGAGCUGGAGCGCAAGGCCGAAGAGGAAGAACUAGCCCGCCAAAAGGAAAAGGUCGACGGCGCAUCAGGAGACGAAGCCAGCAAGAAACUCUUCGCUGAGCUCAAGCCCAAUCCAUUCGGCACCCCUGCGUCGGUUGAAAGCCCCGCCGGUCCUACGACGCCCGCUGAAAGCGGAACUGCUACACCUGUCUCGGACGUGUCAAUGCCUCCUCCUGCAAAGGCCCCUGGUCGUCGUACCAAGGCUGCCGAGCUCACCCUCGACACUAAGAAGCCUGUCGAGCCUCCUGAGCCAAGUGCAACGUUGAAAGCCCUCCAGUCUGCCAAGAAGCUCGGUGAUAUCUCCAAGGUUGUUUAUCCGUCAGAUAUCGCUUCGCCCAACCCUGCACUAAACGCCAAUGCACCGGCUGACCGCGGUUUCAAAUAUAACAAAGAGUUCCUGCUCCAGUUCCAGAGCGUAUUCAAAGAGAAGCCGACUCUUGACUGGGAUGCUCGCAUUCGGGAUGCGUUGGGUGACGGAGACGCUUCGGCCCGACCGAGUGCAUCAGCCAGGACUCCUUCUGGCAUGGGUAACCGCAGUGCUUCGUCUCGCGGACCUCCUCCUAUGAGCAACUUUGGAGCCAUGGGCUCGUUUGGUGGCGGACCCAACAGACCAACUCUCCCGCCAGGUACAACUUCAGAGCAGCGAUUCGCUGCAUCGAACGCCUUGAGGAGUGGUGCCAUGGCGGCGAAUCCAUUUGCACAGUUCGGACGUCCAGGAGGUCAGAUGCAGCCGUCGAUGGGCGGCCGUACGCCUUCCAACAACCCCCUUGGACCUAUUCCUGGCUCUCCUCGCGUUGGUGGUGCAAGUCGUGGCGGCUCUCGUGCUGAGAGCAAGCGCGCCAAGCAGAAUGCAAAGCAGAUGCAAGAGGAAAACAAAUCCAUGCCCCUUACUGCCGGUAUGGCCAUCACAGCUCUCGAGACCUCUUCCACUGGUUGGAAACCCAGGAGCCUCGUUCAGCCCAUCGUAUCUGGCCCUGCUCCCGGUGGCGAUGGCUUAAUGGACCCUGAGACCGUGCAGCGCAAGACAAAGGCGCUUCUGAACAAGAUGACACCCGAGAAGUUCGACAAACUCGCGGACCAGAUCUUGGACAUCGCGGCUCAAUCCAAACACGAAAAGGACGGUCGAACUCUGCGCCAAGUGAUCCAGCUCACCUUUGAAAAGGCCACCGACGAAGCUCAUUGGGCGGGCAUGUACGCCUCUUUCUGCCGACGCAUGUUGGAAAGCAUGAGCCCGGAUAUCAGAGACGAGGGGAUCAAGGACAAGAAUGGCAAUGUCGUGACCGGUGGUAAUCUGUUCCGGAAAUACCUCCUCAACCGCUGCCAAGAAGAGUUUGAACGUGGCUGGAAGGUCAAUCUGCCGCCCAGACCGGAGGGAGAAUCUGAGGAGGCUGUCAUGCUGUCCGACGAAUAUUAUAUCGCGGCAGCUGCCAAGCGUCGCGGUUUGGGUCUCGUCAAAUUCAUUGGUGAAUUGUUCAAGUUGUCAAUGUUGACUGAACGAAUCAUGCAUGAGUGCGUCAAGAAGCUUGUCGAUUACGAAGGAACCCCAGAUGAGGCCGAAAUUGAAAGCUUGACAAGCUUGCUGCGAACAGUUGGCAAACAGCUUGACAACCCCGAGAGCAAGGCACAAGGACGGAUGGAUCUCUACUUCGAGCGCAUCAAGUCCAUGAUUGACCUACCGGAACUUCCCAGCCGCCUCAGAUUUAUGCUCAUGGAUGUUGUUGAUCUACGGUCUAAGGGAUGGGCCUCUAAGGAAGACAACAAGGGCCCGAAGACUAUCACCGAGAUUCGCGAAGAGGCUGAACGCCAGGCACGUGAGGAUGAGCUCAGGAGACUCGCGAGCCAGACCGGUGGUCGUGGCGGGGGAGGCCGGAUGCCGAUGGGCCGUGGUGAUGCGCGAAGCUUCAGCGGCUUUGGAGGACAAGUUCCGCCUCCUGACACGUCGAACCGUGUGGGUACCGAUGACCUGAGAAAACUUGGUAACCGCAAUGCUCGCCAUCCCAGCCACACGUCUGGACCCGGUCCUUUGGGGCCGCCUAGCUUAAUGGGCGGGCGUACCAACAGUGGGCGUCGUGGACUUGGGCCGGGUGGCCUUCUGGGGCGAGGAGAUGACAGUGCGACAAGCAGCCGAACUGGAACGCCCCCUGCUCAGAAAGACAAGGAGAAGAAGGAUGAGUCUAGCACAAAUGCUUUCAGUGCCCUUGCCGCUCUCGAGAACGACGGACCUGGGUCACCGCCAUCUAAUCCCGCAUCACCUCCCGUGCAAAAGUCGCAGCCAAGCAUCGAACGAGAACGAUCGAGAUCACCGGACAAAAACGCCGUGUGAAAGCCACAUAAUCCCGAUCAAAACAUGUGUACAACAUAAUACGAUUCGAUUACACUAAUAUUUGACCGACGGCCGCUUGUGGGGAUGGAUAGAAGAAAAGAUGUGCAUUGAUACCCCGGCGAGAGCAAAGCCACCUGUUUAGCAUUUACAGCGCAACGAAAAAGCGGACCGUUUGUUUUUCCCCUCGAUUCUCGUCCAUGCAAGAUCACAGCGGAUUUUGGCAACCAUGGAUUUGAGAAUCGCACUUCGAGCCUUCGAUUCGAGCACGCGGAAACGCGGGAUAGAGAGUGUGUUUCUACUCAAAAGAAUACAUCAUGCAUAGGGUUGAUUUGAGAAUUCGGGGAAGGAAGGGGCUUCCAUCUACUGGCUGGUUGGAAUCAUACUACGGCUUCGUGGAGUAAUGGUGGAAAAGCGCAAAUAGACUUGCCAUGGAGAGCUGUUCGUCAGGAGAGCAUGGCAGAGUUGAGAGGAGAAGGACGGGACACCAGCGCACCCUUUCGAUCUCACCCAUUCAAUCAUCAGCAAGCAGGUGUACUUUCUCGAGCUAGAUGGGGUCUAGGUCGGGUUGUCGAGUCCAGACUGAUGCGUCGGGUUGUUGUCAUCGACGAAGGUUGGUUCAACGUCGAGCGGCUUCCUUGGUCGAUAGGUGGGUUUGAUGGAUGGGUAGCCUUCUUGUACUGUACAUUGACGAAUAUUCAAAACCUUUUCGUUCCAAACGCCAUGGUCUGUUAAUGUAAUCAUCACUGAUACAGGUGGCGCGAUCACCGGGCAAAGGCUGAACAAGACAUCGAGAGUGG